Coccidioides posadasii C735 delta SOWgp is the source of this 669-nucleotide messenger RNA. RefSeq lists its product as uncharacterized. NCBI's taxonomy places the organism in Eukaryota, Fungi, Ascomycota, Eurotiomycetes, Onygenales, Onygenaceae. The record is from RefSeq and is a predicted model, not a curated record.
AUGGACCCAGGGCGAGUCUUCUAUAUAACGAAAUCGCAGCUGGCAUCGGGUGUGGUAUAUACCAUUCUCGACUCCGACUCAACCACACGUCUUUAUACGGUAGAAACGUCACAAAAAGCGAAGCCACAUAUGACACUCAUUCGACACCGUUUUCCGUACCAGCAGAUGGCUCCUCCAGCAUGUCACUACCCAUCUCCAUCUCCACCCUGCGCACAUCCGCCAGUUCAAGUCCCUUUCGGCGGAUCCAACAGCGGCACAGUUGUUAGCACUGUUUCGUUCCACGGUCUUUCCUCCAAGAUUGGCAUUUCCUUAUACUCCGGUCCCCAGCCAAUGGAUAUGACAAUGCAGCGCUCUGAUCUGCUUGCUAGUGGACGCAAAUUUGACUCACCGCUGGGAAGGAUGCAAUGGAAAGGAGGCGAUAGUAUCUUCACGAGCAGCCAUAAGCUAGUAGAUCAGCACAAACGCGUGAUCGCUCGAUAUGAGAAGCGGUCCUCCCUACUUUCGCGUCAGAUGGAUCAGUUUAUAUUGCUGGUUCAGGACGCCAAUGUGAUCGCAAAUUUGGAUAUGGUUAUUGUUACGGGUCUGGCAACAAUUGAGUAUACCCGAAGGUCAGAUAAAGAGUGGGACGAAGUGUUGGAAGAGGUUGCAGAGACCGUUUUUGACGUUUAG